GGCACCAGACACCUGGGCCGGGCGCGGCGGCACCGGUGGUGGUGGUGUUGGUCUCGGGAGCAGCGGGUCCCCGCACGAUGCAGCUCCGCGGGCGCCCCUCCACGCUCCUGCCCCUUUGUCUGCUCUGCCUCCAGGCUGCGCUGCCGCUCCGCGGCCACGGCGGCCGUUACGCCGGUGAUAAAGUCAUACGAGUUGUUCCUGAGAGCAAGAGGGAAACGCAGAUCCUGAGGGCUGCAUUUAACAGGCUUAAGGUGGACUUGUGGCAGCCCAGCAGCCCCUUCCACAUCGUUGAAGGUACUGUCACCGACGUGCGAAUACCACAGAACACAUCCCGAGAACUGCUGCCCUACCUCCAGCAAGCAAACAUCCAGUACACAAUUCUCAUAUCAGACUUACAAGAAGCAGUAGAAAACCAAACUGGACUGAGGUCACACAGGAAUCGAAGGUCCCUCUCUGAGUAUAAUUAUGAAGUGUAUCACUCCCUGGAAGAAAUCCAGGAUUGGAUGUAUCACCUGAAUAAAACUCAUUCAGAUCUUGUUCACAUGUUCUCUAUUGGAAAAUCCUAUGAAGGGAGACCACUGUUUGUACUCAAGUUAGGUAAAAGAUCACGGCCCUACAAGAAAGCUGUCUGGAUAGACUGUGGGAUUCAUGCAAGAGAGUGGAUUGGCCCUGCCUUUUGCCAGUGGUUUGUGAAAGAAGUUCUUCAGACAUACCAGACUGAUCCUGCCAUGAGAAAGAUGAUAACUCAGCUGUAUUUCUAUAUCAUGCCUGUAUUUAAUGUGGAUGGAUACCAUUUUAGCUGGACAAAUGAUCGAUUUUGGAGAAAAACAAGAUCAAAGAACACAAGGUUUCGGUGUCAUGGUGUUGAUGCUAAUCGCAACUGGAAAGUGAAAUGGUGUGAUGAAGGUGCUUCAUUUCACCCAUGCGAUGACACCUACUGUGGUCCCUUUCCUGAGUCUGAGCCUGAAGUAAAGGCUGUUGCUCAUUUUCUCCGCAAACAUCGGAAACAAAUAAAAGCCUAUUUGUCCUUCCACGCUUAUGCACAGAUGCUGCUGUACCCUUACUCUUACAAAUACGCAACUAUUCCGAACUUCAGCUGUGUGGAAUCAGCAGCCUAUAAUGCUGUUAAUGCUCUUCAGUCAGCCUAUGGUAUAAGAUACAGAUAUGGUCCUGCAUCUAGCACUUUGUAUGUGAGUUCAGGUAGCUCUAUGGACUGGGCCUACAAGAACGGCAUCCCCUACGCGUUUGCAUUUGAGCUGCGUGACACUGGCCAUUUUGGAUUCUUACUUCCUGAGACACUGAUCAAACCAACCUGCACAGAGACCAUGCUUGCAGUUAAAAAUAUUACUCUUCAUCUGCUGAAGAAAUGUCAUUGAGAGCUAUUUCCAGGAGCUGGGAGUGAGCAUUUUACUCCCAGUGCUGAUGCCUUCUAGUGUGUUCAGUUGCCAUUUUAAGCUUGACCACUUCAAAAUUACAGAAGCUAAUGGAAUGUACCAUGUUUCUACCAGAUCUACUUGGUGGGAAAUGGAAAAAUCAUUUAAUAUCUGCUCUACAAAAGUCCAUAAAGUUGAUAUACUAUCUUAGUUACAGUUCGGUGUAAAAUAGUCUGUUCUUUUUGCAAUACAGCUUUGAUGCUGCAACUUCAGUGGAGCAGGUCCACAUAGAGAUGCCUGAAACAAAACUCCAUUUCCAGACAGUCCCUGGACUUGGUCCUUUCCCUAACAGGAAGACUUCCCUUAGUAGGGUCUUUUGAACCAAGGGGUAAAGUUUACAUUCAUGUAUAUGUACUCUGUGACACAGGCCCAUGUCUAUAGCAGCAAAUGGCAUAUAGCUGCAGCUGGCCAUGCUGCAGGUGUCUAUGUGGCUUCCUUCUGCAUGUAUACAUACAUAUGCAUAUGCACAUUUGUGGUUUUUGUUUUGUUUUUUUUUAUGUAAUGCAAGAAUUAGACCCAAGGUUUCCUUUAACUGUUCAGAGAAACCUAUUUUCAAAUGUGUCCAUUGCGGUGGACUCAAAAUCAACAUACUGCUUUUGAAAACUUAACUGUUCUAGAGAUGUGUAAGAAUUAUAAGGCAACAUUAUGGAUAUACAGUACUCUGCUUUAUGGAGACAAAGCAACUUGCCAUGACUUGGAACUUGGAAGCUGGCAGUUGACUGGUACGUCUGGGUUUUGCUGCAAUCAGUGUCUGCCCAUUUCCACCAGCCAAGGAUCUAGCCUUAAACUGACUGGUAUUAACUGAUACCUUGUUUAUCAGUAUUUUUGCAGUGAGUUCUGUAGCUCUAUGGCUAUAUGGCAGUUCUUGGAAGUCAUAUUUUUUGCAUGUUUUAAAGGAAUUAAGAAUAGAUUCUUAAGUGAGCCAGAGGUGAAAGCAGAAGCAUUACAGAUGAAAUACAGUGAAUAAACACCAUGCUUGAAAGAAUAAUAACGAAAGCACAGAGAAUAUAACAACUUGUUGAGGGGCUUUUGGUACUUUCAAAAUACUAUUUUUUUUUAAUCUUAUUAUAUCUGCAAAAGCAUAUAUUUUAGUUUAUUAAUUUUGAGUUUAAUCUUAUGCCAUAACAUGUUAAAUAAAACACAUUUGUUAAUAAAAUCAUCCAAGUAUUCUUCAUAUUUCAUUUAAUUGUUAAAGUUUUGUUCAAGGAUGUGAUCAUUUUACAUGACUGACACCAAUGAUUCAAUCUUUUACAAAAACUACAUCCUCUCUAAAUAAGUACUUGAACUUAGCAAAUGGGCAACCUUUAUAAGACUAGGAAGCACCAUAUUUCAUAAUACCACUGUUUUCAGGACUGCAAAAGGCAAUCAGUGAGCAAACAUGGCAGAAUUGCAUUCUGUUGGUUUAUAUUCUGUUAAUAAAAAGUAUUUAUUUUAAACAAGCUUUCUGAAAGCUUUUUCAGCUUUGAUUAGUUCAGACUUGUUUUGAGGAAUGCAAGUUUCUACUCUGGUUUAACAAAAAUCUAAGGCAGAGAAGCAGGGGAUAUUUUAUCUACCCACUAGUCAUUUCUGAUGCUUAUGACCAUGAUCAUUGAAUAGUUUGAAGACAGCGGUAACUGUCUCUUGCUAUGCACAGAUUCUUGACCAAUGGCCUUAAUAGUGGUGUAAAUUAAAUUUUAGCACCAAUUGUUGUGAGUUAUUCUGGGUUUGGGUGACAUGACUGA
Molecule: messenger RNA, 3154 nt
Organism: Neopsephotus bourkii (Bourke's parrot)
Lineage: Eukaryota; Metazoa; Chordata; Aves; Psittaciformes; Psittacidae
Gene: CPA6
Product: carboxypeptidase A6
Exons: 11
Coding region: 78-1376 (432 amino acids)
Biological process (GO): proteolysis
Molecular function (GO): zinc ion binding; metallocarboxypeptidase activity
Source: RefSeq, a predicted model, not a curated record